AUGAGCGCAGAAAUCUCUGCUGUGCAGACAUACAACAACGUGUUGCAUGUGUACGGCCUGCACACCUCCAAGGAGGCAGUCCUGCCGGCGUUUGAGCAGACGCUGGGCCAGCUGCGGCGAGUGGAUGUGUACCUGCAGCACAGCACGGUGCUGGACCAGUCUGGCGCGCAUGCUGUGGACUUGGUCUGCGACUCCCGCAGCAUCCUCAUCGGCUUCUCAGACGGCACCUUCCAGCUCAUGUCCUGGCAGAGCCAGCUGCGAGGCCGCAUCAGUCCUUUUACGGAGGUGCAGAUGCGCCUGCCAAAGCGCGGCAGCAGCGGGGAGCUCAGGGCCGGCAAUGAGACGGGGUCGGGCUUGCGGCGCCAAGGCGCCUCACGGCAGGGCUCGCUCAAGGCGCCCACGAUGCGAACGGCCCUGUCGGGGCUGUCAGGGCAGGCGCUGAGCGGCGGGGGUUUGGGCACGGGCUCGCGCGCGGCUUCAGUGGAGAGCGCGCUGGACCUGCCCUGCAUAGAGGCCAUGGACUACGCUAGUAGCCUGCGCCUGCUGGCUGUCGUGCUCACGGACGGGGCGUGCGCGCUGCUCAGAGCCGCCGAAAGCGGCCUGGCGCCCGCUGAGCAGCUGCAGCUGCUGCACUGGGUCUGCAGCGCCGGCAGCGGCGCCCUUUGUGUGCGCAUAGGCACGGUGGCACAGCUGCUGGCGGUGGGCCUCAACAGCGGCGAGGUGGCGCUGUACAAGCUGUGGGCGCCCAAGGGAGGCGAGCCGCUGCGCAUCAUCUCCCUGGCCGACUGGGGCUACGAGCCGGAAGUGACCGGCUCGGUGGCGGACAUGCAGUGGUCGCCCGACAACAGGGCCUUGGCGGUGGGCUGGAGGCGCAGUGGGCUGGGCCUAUGGACGCCGUCGGGUUGCAGGCUGCUAUGCUCGGUGCGGCAGGCCAGGACAGGCCCCAUGCACAGCAUGUCCAGCAGCUUCAAGUCGCCCCCACCCCUCUCGUUCGAGAAUGGGGUGUCGGCGAUGGCGUGGGGGGCGUUUGGGUACCGGCUGGUGCUGGCGGAGGCGGGAAUGGCUGCGCAGGUGCUGGAGCUGUCGCUGGCCAAGAGCCUGACCGGCUCCCACCGCAUCGUGCACCACCCGCUGCCCGGGCCCUCCCAGGCGCCUGGGCCCCAGCCAGAAGUCCACCUCCUGCAGGCGGACGACCGGCUGCUGGUGAUAACGGAGGGCAGCGAGGUGUCUGGCGGCGCGGGGCUGGCGGCCGGGAUGCGGCAGGGCGGUGCGGCCGGGAACGCGUCUGCAGCCCCGCACGCGGCCGAUCUGGGCGUGGUGCACCUGCAGCCGCCGGCGCCGUACGUGGCCGCCAACUGGCCGCUCUCGCACGCCGCGCUCAGCGCCGACGGCAUGGACAUUGCGGUGGCCGGCCGCAACGGCCUCGCGCUCUACUCCCGCCGCUCCGCGCGCUGGCGCCUCUUCGGCGACGUCAGCCAGGAGCGCGAGAUCACCGUGCACCAUCUGAUGUGGCUGCCGCGGGUGGUGCUGGCCUGCGUCAGCACGCCUGCCACCGCCAACCAUGCUGCCAGUAGCGCAGACCUGCUGCUGUACCCACGCUACCACCUGGACAAUGCCUCCCUGCUCGGCCGCUUCCCCCUGCAGCAGGUGCCUCUUGCCAUGGACGCAAGCGGGAGCCACGUGGUAGCGGCGUAUGCCCCACUUGACAUCAAAGUGUGGCGCAUUGACCUGGCCGGAACCGUCCUGCCUUCGGGCAAGCCCUCCGCUAAGAUCACCAUCGUCCGCGAGCUCUCCAUCAUGUCUGUGGGCCAGCCGCUCAGGGAUAUCGCUCUGGUGGAACGCACAGCGGCCACCUUCAAUUCGCCGUACAAGCAGGGCCGGGUGGUUUUGGAGGACCGGGAGCCCCAGCAGUGCGUUUUGCUGCGCGCCGGCGGCCACAUGUCUGUCUUAGACAUGGAGCAAGGCUCUGAGCUGACGCUGGCCAAUGAUGUGGAGUGCUUCUGGCUCUCUGGCCGUGCAGUCACUGCAUCACCGGCGCCCCCUGGGGUCAGCCGCCUGGAGUCCCAGGACUCUGAGGCUAUGAGCCUCCACUCUGCUGAACCCCGCGCUCUCCUCCCUUUCACAGGAGGCCAGAAUGGGCUAGAGUCAGAGGGAGCCAGAGCGGCAGAGCGCGGCAUGCACUCCCGUGACAGGUCGCAGAGCAACAUGAGCGAGAUGUACGAUGAUGCGGCCAGCGCGGCAGGGUCCAUGCAGGGCAUGAUUCCGCAGCAACCUGCGGCAGCCAACGGGAACGGGCUUGGAUUUUUGAGUGCCGAAACGUCUGGUCGUGGUACAGAUGACGGCGAGGACGUGGAGAUUCCCUGGUGGACAUAUGGGGCGCGAGGCAUGCAGCUCUGGUUCCCCAAGAGCCUGGCCGAGCCCGUGUCGCAUGCGGCCGCAGCAGAGGCCGCGCACUACAUGACCGACCCAGAGCUGGAGUUCGACAAAGAAGUGUACCCCAUCAGCAUCUCCCUUGCCGAAGUCUCCAUCAUAGGUGUCACGCAGCGGGUGGUGCGCAGUGCAGCGCUGGCCACGUCCACUCCGUCGGCGGCGCAGGGCGGGUCUGCCGGCAGGCCUGCCGCCAGCGGGCUGGCCUCGUACGCGCACGCAAUGCUGCCCCUGUUCCAGCCCCUGCCAGAAAGCCAGCCCGUUCUCCCCUGCCUCCUGCGCCGCCUCCUGCAGCAGGAGCGGGUGGCCGAGGCGGUGUCGCUGGCGGCGCGUCACAGCCGGGCGCCGCACUUUGCGCGGUCCUUGGAGUGGCUGCUGUUCACCUCGCUGGAGUUCAACGCGGACCUGGUGCCCUCGCCCUCCAAGGGGCCCCCCGCCGGUUCCCACGGAUGGUCCCCCCAGCAGGCCAGCCCCGAGCGCCGCCGCCGGGGGGACUCUGCAGGACCCCUCCUGCUCGCCGCCGCCUCCCUCAUUCGCCGCUUCCCGCAGUUCCGGGACAUAGUGGUGAGCGUGGCGCGCAAGACGGACGCGGCGAUGUGGCCGGCGCUGUUCCAGGCUGUGGGCGCACCCAGCGAGCUGCUGGACGACUUGAUCGAUGCCGGCGCACUCGCCUCCGCCGCCUGCUGCCUCCUCAUCGUCGACCGCAUCGAGGGCUCCUCCAUCGCCCACUCCUCAGCCCUGCGCCUCAUACGACUGGCGCUGGCGGAGGCGCAGUAUGACCUGGCGGCCGAGCUGCUCCGCUUUGUGGUGCCACCCACCGAAGGCGACGACGCCUUCUCUGCUCUGCCAGCCGUCAGCGGCGGUGCGCACGUCGGCCAGCCCCGGGAAACGGCUCCGGGUGGUGGAGUCGCACCUCAGCGGAAUGCGGGCUGGUUGAGGUCUUGGUUCAGCGGGAGCGCUCCGCAGCCGGAAGCCAGCACCUCAUAUGCCUCUGGGGUAGCAGAGGGAGAGGGGCCGCAGGUGAGCGCUGGGACGGCAGCGUGGCGGGUGCUGGGGGCGGAGGCCUGGCGCCUGCUGGACAGCGGCCGCCUUCGCAACGCCGCGCGCCUCAGCGCUGCCCUCUCCGCCGUCGGCGGCAGCAUGCCCGCCCUACUGCUCUCCUGCCGGCCGCCUGAUCGGCCCUUGCCCACCCCCCUCUCCAUCGCCCGCGCACUGGAGAUGGUGGAAGAGGAGCUCCCGGUGGUGCCGGACCUGUCGCUCGCAAACAACGCCCAGAUCCUGCUGGACGCAUGCCACGGGGCGGGCCUGCUUGACUGGUCCAUCGCUCUGGCGCUGGCCCUCGAGAACAGCCUGCUGCUGACAGAACUCCAGUCGGCGAACCCAGACCUGUGGCAGGACUUCUCCAAAGUGGCGCUCGCCUCGGAAACGCUCAGGCUUUACUGGAGCAUUGUUGGGGAGCAGCUCCCGGCAGAGCCAGGAGUGCAGAAUGGCCCCUCAAAUGAUGGGAGUGAUAAGGGCUAG
Messenger RNA from Coccomyxa subellipsoidea C-169, 3948 nucleotides. RefSeq lists its product as hypothetical. Lineage: Eukaryota; Viridiplantae; Chlorophyta; Trebouxiophyceae; Coccomyxaceae. Gene Ontology annotation, molecular function: protein binding. The record is from RefSeq and is a predicted model, not a curated record. The transcript is spliced from 21 exons. Gene Ontology annotation, cellular component: Golgi membrane; cytosol; Ric1-Rgp1 guanyl-nucleotide exchange factor complex. Gene Ontology annotation, biological process: intracellular protein transport; retrograde transport, endosome to Golgi. The coding region runs from base 1 to 3948 and encodes 1315 amino acids.